AUGGAAGAUGGUGUUUGCACAAAAAGUUUUCCAAAGAACUUUUUAGCAUCUACGGUAGCUGAAGUCAACGGAUAUCCAUUAUAUAGACGUCGUGAUAAUGGUAUACAUAUCAAUGUCAAUAAUGUUGACGUAGAUAAUCGCUGGAUUGUUCCAUAUAAUCCAUGGCUUUCCAAGAAAUACAAUGCACAUAUAAACUUGGAGGCGUGCAUGUCUGUUAAAUCUGUUAAAUACCUCUAUAAAUAUAUUUAUAAAGGUCAUGAUUGUGCCAACAUUGAGAUCAAUGAACGUAUUGAUCAUGAUGAGGUGCAGACAUUUUUAGAUGCACGGUAUGUCAGUGCACCGGAAGCCAUAUGGCGUCUUUUUGAAUUUACCAUGCACCAACAAUCUCAUGUUGUCCAUAGAUUGCCAGUGCACUUGCCAAAAAACCAUAUUGUUUAUUUUCAGCAAGGACAGGCUGAAGAGGCUCUGGACAGAGCUGCAGAUCAGGCUACAAAAUUAACAGCUUGGUUUGUGUUAAAUGCAGAGAAUCAUGAUGCUCGCCAAUAUAUGUAUCCAGACAUUCCUCUUCAUUUUGUUUUUAAUAAGAACAAAGUUUGGAAACCAAGACAACGCGGUCAUGGUAAAAUUGUGUCCAGAAUGUAUAGUGUGAGUCCUCGCACAGGUGAGCUUUUUUAUUUACGUAUGUUGCUAUUGCAUACACCUGGUGCAACUUCUUUUGAAGAUUUACGAACUGUCAAUGGCAAUGUUGCUGAAACAUUUCGUGACGCCUGUUUAUUGCGUGGUCUCCUGCAAGAUGAUACUGAAUGGAACAAUACUUUGCAGGAAGCUGUUAACUUUCAGAUGCCUCGACAAUUAAGGCAACUGUUUGCUGUGAUACUUACUCACUGCGAACCUUCUGAUCCUUUUACUUUGUGGACAAGGUACAAGGAUGCAAUGUAUGAAGAUUAUAUUCGCCAAAUGAAUGAGGAACAUGCUGAGUACAGGCUGCUUCAAGAUAUUAAUUCUGUACUUAGGCAAUUUGGUAAAUCUCUUACUGAUUAUAAUCUUCCUCAUUUAGAUGAAUUACCCCCAGCUGAAAACAUUGAUGUAGCUAUGGAGGCUGAAAGAGCUUCUCAACUAAGGGCUCAACUUACUGACGAACAGACUGCACUGGCUAAUGCAGUCAUAGAAGCUGUUGUAAAUGUUGCUAACAAUGCAGCCCAAAACAACCGUCUGUUUUAUUUAGAAGGUGCUGGUGGUAGUGGUAAAACCUUUACUUAUAAUUACCGUAUUUCUGAACUUACAGGUAGGGGUUUUCAAGUUGGAACUGCUGCAUUUACUGGCAUAGCAGCAACACUUUUGAAAAAGGGUACCACCAUUCAUAGACUAUUCCGGUUACCUGUUCCUAUUGUAGAGAACAGUACAUGCAAGAUAACCCCGGUUUCUGCUUAUGCUGCAGAAUUGCGACAAAAGAGUCUAUUUUUACUUGAUGAAGCUUCCAUGAUUCCUAAGCAUGCUUUUCAUGCAAUAGAUCGUCUUCUACAAGAUAUUUGUAAUAAUGAGCUUCCAUUUGGAGGUAAAGUUGUUCUUUUAGGUGGUAAUUUUUCACAGUUACUGCCUGUUGUCAGAAAAGGAAAACCAACUGAAAUUGUGGACAUGUGUUUAAAAAGUUCUCCAUUAUGGCACUUGGUUAAAGAAUUUCGAUUACAUCGAAACAUGAGAACAAGGCCAGGAGAACAACAAUUUGCUGCAUGGCUUCUGCAACUUGGGAAAGGUGUUUUACCUGUUCGGGAGCAAGAACCUUUCCAAGGCGCAAUUGAAGUGCCAUCCCAAUGUGUGAUACAAAAUGAAUGUAUUGUUGAUACUUUGUUUAGGAAUCUUUCACCGGAAAUUAUGGCAUCAUCUGUGGUACUAACACCCACAAAUGAUGACUCACUAACCAUUAAUGAUCAGGUGUUGGCGCUGUUGCCUGGUGAAGAAAAAGUUUAUUUUAGCGCAGAUGAUGUUGUGUGUGAUGAGGAGGAGGAACGGAAUCAAUAUCCGGUAGAAUUUUUAAAUAGUAUCACACCUUCAGGUAUGCCUCCUCAUUGCCUUAAAUUAAAAACUGGUGCCAUUGUUAUGUUAUUAAGAAACAUAAACAUGAAUAAUGGUUUAUGUAAUGGCACUCGACUAAUUAUAAGACGUCUUCAUGACAACUGUGUCGAUGCUGAAGUACUCACUGGCAAUGCCAUUGGAGAUAGGGUACUUAUUCCAAGGGUGCAACUUGCACCUUCGGAUGCAGAGCAAGAGCAUUUGGUGAUGUUCGAGAUGGUAAUUUCGUAUUCACAUUUAAAAACAGUGAAUUUGGGAAGAGUGCUACAACCCUUACAAAAAGCUGAUGAUACUACUUUUUUGCGGAUAUUUAUUUUGGCUUUUUCAAAUUUAUUGUGA
Molecule: messenger RNA, 2409 nt
Organism: Hydractinia symbiolongicarpus
Lineage: Eukaryota; Metazoa; Cnidaria; Hydrozoa; Anthoathecata; Hydractiniidae
Exons: 4
Coding region: 1-2409 (802 amino acids)
Biological process (GO): telomere maintenance; DNA repair
Molecular function (GO): DNA helicase activity
Source: RefSeq, a predicted model, not a curated record